ACUCAUUAUAAUGAGGAAGCCAGAUCAGGGGGGCGCCGCCGCUGCCGCAGCCGCCGGGAAGCUGAGGAAGGGGCUGUGGUCGCCGGAGGAGGACGACAAGCUGAUGAGCUACAUGCUGAAUAAUGGGCAGGGCUGCUGGAGCGACGUUGCCCGUAAUGCCGGCCUCCAGCGCUGCGGCAAGAGCUGCCGCCUCCGUUGGAUUAACUACUUGAGGCCCGAUCUCAAGCGCGGCGCUUUCUCUCCCCAAGAAGAAGACCUCAUCCUUCAUUUGCAUUCUCUUCUCGGCAACAGGUGGUCUCAAAUUGCAGCGCGUCUGCCGGGACGGACGGAUAAUGAAAUAAAGAAUUUUUGGAACUCGACCAUUAAAAAGAGACUCAAGAAUUUAUCCUCGACGUCGUCGCCGAACACCAGCUCCGGGUCCCCCUCCGGCGACUCGAAAUCCACUCUUUUCACUGGUUUGUUAUCGGUUCAAGACCAACAAGGCUUCGACUUCCCCAUCUACACCGCCGAUCCCUCGCCUUCCGCUCUCGCCCUCGAUACCUUCCCUCUCCUCGCCACGGCCCAUGGUGGACCAUUCUUCUCCGCUGCCACCGCCCCAACCUUCACCGGUGGGAUUGAGCCAGCUCUUUUCCGGGAUGAAGAUAGCUUCUUCAACCUCCCUCUCCUGCAGAACGUUAACACCACCGAGGGAAGCUUAAAAACCGAAACCAUAAUUAAGGAAACUAACCAUAGUAAUUACUUAAUUAACAACAUGAACAGCGUCCUCCCUAAUCACAAUAAUAAUAAUAACAACAACAAUAAUCCCAAGGUUGAGAGCAUUAUUAAUGGUGGGGUUGGGAAUAAUAAUUAUCUUCAAGAAGAAUUUUCAAUUGGCGAAUGGGACUUAGACGAUUUGAUGAAAGACGUACCUUCAUCUUUCCCAUGUCUUAACUUUCAAGUUCAAUAACCAUAAGAAGUUGCGACAAUGUAGCUGAUAGUUUUAUACGGUCUGAUACAAGAGAAACUAUCGGAAGCGAGAAUCAUACUAUAUCGGGCAUGAGUCAAGAAUCAGAAAAAACCCAUUUUCAUCUUCUUCUUUUUUUCCAAGGUAUAAAUAUGUAUAAUAUUUACCCUUUUAACACUUUGGGCACAGUAGAAUUGGGUUAGAAUAUUGCUCAUCAUCUUGUUGGUUGGCUGUAAACUUUUUCUUCUGUUAAAAAGUUUAUGAUGAGAAGUAAAAAGGAAAAUAAAGGACUGAGAUUUCAGGUUGUGGCACAGACAUUGGUGAGCCUUGAAAGGCACUCCAUUAAAGAGCUAUGCUUUAAGCUAGAGAAAGAGCAAUAAUAUUUGUAUAAUUAAA
Molecule: messenger RNA, 1339 nt
Organism: Momordica charantia (bitter melon)
Lineage: Eukaryota; Viridiplantae; Streptophyta; Magnoliopsida; Cucurbitales; Cucurbitaceae
Source: RefSeq, a predicted model, not a curated record